Messenger RNA from Peronospora matthiolae, 1254 nucleotides. Lineage: Eukaryota; Oomycota; Peronosporomycetes; Peronosporales; Peronosporaceae. The record is from the annotation of a GenBank genome assembly.
AUGCGGCUCGCCUUGAUCCCCUCCACGGCCCUGGCCUUUAGUUUGAUCCUCACGUACGCCACAUAUUCCAAUGUAGCCGUAGCGACCUUCCAGGCUCAGCUUCGCUCGUCUACAGGCAACCUUGAUGACACCCCCCCUGCUCGUUGGCGAGGGUCGAGCGCGUCCACGGAAGAAGAAGAAGAGAGAAUGCCGUCCGCGCUCAGCGCUAUAACGGAGAAGAUCAAGUCAUUCGCUGCAAAGGUCGUCGGCUUUUUUCGAGCCAAAAAGUGGGUGAUGAACGCCAAAAGCCGGGACGAAGUCCUCGACCGGUUUCAUCCCAGUACAGCCGACGUUGAUAGUCCUUAUCAGCUCGCGCAGAACUUCUGGGAUCAGCUUUCACGAUCGAAUCUGGAGGCUCUGAUGAGGUUCUAUAAGACCAUGAAUCGAAAGGAUCCUGAAAAGACCGUCGUGUUGGUUGAAGCUCUGUCAACGAAAUACGGGGUCGCCCCCACGGCUGAGGUGUUACUUAAGGCUCGAGUCUCUGGCAAUAAGUUUCGGGCGGCAGUGGCUACUGAGAUGUUGGAGCAUCAGCUUGAGGGUUGGUAUGACAGCGGGAAAAGUGUUGACGAAGUGUUUCGACUGCUGGACCUGCAGAGCGACAAGGACUUGGCAUCACUGAGAUUGCAGUUGUUGCAGGACUAUAUUGAUUUCUUCAACAUACAGAAAUCGACGAAGCAUAGGCUGCUUGGAACGCUGAUAAAAGGAUUCGGUAGUGUAGCCAAGCUAAGUCCGAUCUUAGCGAUGGCAAAGGCUUCUCCCCCUCACCCCGGAGAUCUAGCAACGAGGUUGCAGGACGAAAUGGCCCGUGGAUGGAUCGCGCGUGGGCUGACUGUCGAAAACGUUAUUUCGUCGCUGCAGCUCAGCAACGAACAAUUUUUCCGGUAUGAGUACAGGGAUGCAUUGACCACGUUCAUCGAGAAGCUGCCACCGGCAAGAAGGAAGUUGGUAGACCUGAACAACAUUCUACGAAAAAAGUACGGUAAUGACGGCAAAUUCGCCGACGCGAUCAUGCGAGCAAUGGGCGACAAAGACACGGAGAUGAUAGCACGCGGGAUUGAGGACUGGCUGUUCCAGCAGUGGUGGAACAAAUUCGGUGUAGAAACGGGUGAUAUCAUUGACAAUUUGAUGGUAAGAGGGGGUAUAAGUCUGCAGAAAGCGUUGUUCAUAGCAGAAAAAAGGUUUGACGCCUGGCACCCGCCCUCAUCGUCAUCGUAG